Messenger RNA from Candoia aspera, 1766 nucleotides. RefSeq names its product transmembrane protein 25 (gene TMEM25). Lineage: Eukaryota; Metazoa; Chordata; Lepidosauria; Squamata; Candoiidae. The record is from RefSeq and is a predicted model, not a curated record. Gene Ontology annotation, biological process: negative regulation of excitatory postsynaptic potential. The transcript has 8 exons. Bases 232 to 1434 code for a protein of 400 amino acids.
GGCGCCCCGCCAGAGCGCGCCUCCCGACCCGGAGGUGGUGGUUAAAGGGAGUCCAUCGUCGCCGCCAGGCCGGAAACUCUCGGACUCCAACAGAGGGCGGCGGCAUUCCGGACCGAGCAAUCCAAGCCGGGAUUUCCAACGCGCCCGCCAGCCGAGAAAGCUGCUGCCGCAUCCUCGACGCGACCGGCCUGCGGUGCCCACGGCCCUUUCCGCCCCGCCGCGCAACCGAAGAUGGACGCGGUUCUCCGACCCGCCCCGCGAGGCACGCGCCCUCCUGAGGGCCGGCUGCCCUCCUCGGGCGCCCCCCUCUUGUCGCCCCGUCGGCGCCGGAGAGCCGGGUCGGCGCCCGGGAGCCCCCCGCCCGCGCUGCUGUUGCUGGUGGUCCUGCUCCGGCGCGCAACGCCAGGCGCGGUGGCGACGCCGGAGACCAGGAUCGACGGGCGGGCUCUGUCGGAGAGCAGCCUGCGGGAGGCCGAGAGCCGCGCCUUCACGUGCCUGGCGGCGGCGCCCAACCUCACCUGGUACCUCAACGGGGAGCGGCAGGAGACGGACGGCUCCGGGAGGCUGCUGGCCGCGGCCGGCGACGGUGACAGCGCUGCCUUGGAGGCGGGUGACAGAGGCAGCGGCACUUUCGUGGUCACGGCGCGGCGCCUGGACCGCCGGCUGGACUGCGCCGCCACCGACCCGGCCACGGGGCGCGUCUCCACCGCCUCGGUCCUCCUCAACGUGGAGUUUCAGCCCGAAAUCGUGAGGGUGGACGCCCAUUACCGCGAGGCGAAGGAACCCGGCCUCCUCCUGGUGCUCUUGGUGCUGGUCCAAGCCAAUCCGCCGGCCAACGUCACGUGGGUGGACCAGGACGGGCCGGUGACGAUCAACGCCUCCAGCUUCCUGCUGCUGGACACCCAGGCCUACCCCUGGCUCGCCAACCACACCGUGAGGGUGCAGCUGCACGGCCCGCCCCAGAACGCCUCCCUCCGUGUCUCCAACAGCCUGGGCAUUGCCAGCUCCUCUGUUCCGCCCCCCGGUCUCCUGGCCACCCAGCUUGAACUGCCUCUCCUGGCCCUGGUCGGGGCAGCUGCUGUGGCUCUGGUGGUACUCCUGAGCUUUGGGGUGCUCAUCAGCUGGACUGUUUCCCAGAAGGCCAAGAGAUCAACAGGGUAUGACCACGCAGCACAGCUUCCUCUGAGCACUGCCCUGCAGCCAAAGGAAGCCCAUCUGCCACGGGCAAACAGGUCCCUCCCUUCCAACCUGCAACUCAAUGAUCUUGCGCCAGAACCAGGAGGCAGGGCAAAUGGUGCUCCUGCAGAGCAAGGAGAGGAAGCCUUUUUGGAGCCAGGAAACCAGGCCCUUGCUGAGCAAGGCUUUGGUCGAUUUCUUACAGUCGGAUACAUUUACAGAGCCACUAGCAUGAGCAGCGAUGAAAUCUGGCUCUGAAGUCUGUCGCCGCAUCCACCUGCAGUGCGAGAAGCAACGGAGGUGGGGGGAGUGGGGCAGAGGGCGCCCCCAGCAGGAUCAGCCUGUCCUGCGAAGACUGGCUGAUCCUCGCAGGGAUGGCCAUUCUCAUCUUUUCCUCAUUCCCAGCAGCGCAGGCAUCCACCAGCUACCGUUUCUCCACCCAACACCAAGAUCUUCUUCCUAACCCCAUGUUUGCCAUCUGCAGACCAGCAAGGCUAUCACCAUGCAAGUCUCUGCUCUCCUCGCUGAGGACUGUAGCUUUGCAGCUUCUACGCUUAAUGAAUAAACUGCUGCAAUUAAGGUGUUGCCCU